Molecule: messenger RNA, 6873 nt
Organism: Rhea pennata
Lineage: Eukaryota; Metazoa; Chordata; Aves; Rheiformes; Rheidae
Gene: CYGB
Product: cytoglobin
Exons: 3
Coding region: 311-850 (179 amino acids)
Biological process (GO): oxygen transport
Molecular function (GO): heme binding; iron ion binding; oxidoreductase activity
Source: RefSeq, a predicted model, not a curated record
AAUAUUUUACUUUUAGGCAGUUUCCCAUCAGUCAGUCAUACACAUCCGAGCUGAGCUGAAGCUAACUAUGGCCAUGGACAGCACCAGGGGAUCUCAGAUCUGAUUGCACGCACCAAACCUCCAGGAGAGAGAGAUAUAUUUUUAAUUAUAUAUAUAAACACACACACGCACGCACACGCGUAGCUGGAGCCGCUGCCACCCGCUCGCCCGCCAAGCCGACACCUCGUCUCCGCUCGCAGGGCUCACGCGCUCGCACACAUCCCUCUUCGUCUCCUCCGGGCUUCCCGGAGGAUCGUGCCGGCUGUUUUUCAUGGAGAAAGUCCAGGGAGAGAUGGAGAUUGAGAGAUGGGAAAGAAGUGAGGAGAUCUCAGAUGCGGAGAAAAAGGUUAUUCAGGAGACGUGGAGCAGAGUAUACGCAAACUGCGAGGACAUCGGGGUCUCCAUACUCAUCAGGUUUUUUGUCAACUUCCCAUCAGCCAAGCAGUACUUCAGCCAGUUCAAGCAUAUGGAGGACCCGCUGGAGAUGGAAAGGAGCUUGCAACUGCGUAAGCAUGCUCAGCGGGUCAUGGGUGCCAUUAACACUGUGGUGGAGAAUCUCAGUGACCCAGAGAAGGUCUCCUCCAUCCUGGCCCUGGUGGGCAAGGCCCAUGCCCUCAAGCACAAAGUGGAGCCUGUCUACUUUAAGAAACUCACUGGUGUCAUGCUGGAGGUAAUUGCUGAAGAAUACGCCGAUGACUUCACCCCGGAGGUGCACAGUGCUUGGACCAAGAUGAAAACCCUCAUCUACACCCACGUGACGGCGGCGUACAAGGAGGUGGGCUGGGCGCAGUACCCGAACGCCACCCUAUGAGCGGACACUGGGGAAGGGCAAGGGGCAGGGAGGGAUUUGCUCGCACCAGGACUUCACUCUGGUCUCUUCAAGAUCUUCACUCAAGUCUGGGGAGCCCGAUGGGGCCAGCUCUGUUAGCUGCCAAAUCAAAAUUUGAUCUCCGAGGGGUUGAAAAACAAAAUAAGCCCCCCCCCCCAAAACAAAACAAAACAAACCCCCAAAGAGAGUGUAGGCGGGUCAGGGUGAAGCAGUAGCAGGGAAUGUUGGAAGAGGGGAAAGAGCUGAUCGUUGGCUCCGUCUUACAGCCCUGGCCUGUCAGUCACCGCCUUCCCAAACCUUGUGCCUCGCUUAUACCAUCUCUGAGAAACUCACUUGCACAAAUCCUGCUGCAAGGCAGUGAUGGGCCCCGUUUACCGAUGAAUGAAAUGACCCUUGUUUUCUGCGCAAAGCCCCCGGGUAAACCUCGCUCCUUGCUUUUUGGGGCUGCGAGGCUUAUCGGGACCGCAGUUUGCUCUCCUGCCCAGCCGGCAGUGAAAAUGCUUUGCUUUGCCUGCACUUCCUCCGCUCGCCUCCCAGGAUGGCAAACCUGGAUUCGCCAGGGCUGCAGCCGGAGCAGCCCAUCACUGUACAUCACUGGUCCAGCAGCAGCACUCAUUUCUCUUCAUCCAAAGUCCAGCUUCUUGGCUAUCUGUUGCAAGCUGUCCUGGGGACAGGAGAGAUGUGCUGCUCAUCUCCAGUGCGAGAGCAGGGAAGGAGGGGACCCGUCUGGGGCAGCUGCCCCUCGUCUGUCUCCCCUUAGCUCCUCUGGGUUUGCCUCAGAGGCAGGGACCCGUGUGCAAAUCAGCUUGGGCAGCGUGCAUUACGCUUUGGCCGCUGCCCGCUGCUCCAGGAGCUCGUGUGUGUUGGUCCCUCUGUCUGGCAGCCAGGAGAAGGGAGAUGGAGGGAUGUAAAGCCAGGGUGCCCCUCCUUGCCUUGCAAGGAGGGAAAUUCAGGCUGGCCUCGGGAGAGGCAAAGAUGAAGCGAGUGUACUAGGACAGAUUCCUGGGUGUGAUGAAAGGUCUCCGCUCUGUUAAAAUAAAUAAAUCCCUUGUUAUGCAGAACAUAUUCCUGCCUUGAUGAAACUGGGUUCCUUCAAAUAAAGUGCCUGGUAGAAAUCUUUCCAUGCAGGAUGCUGCUCGCAUCCUCAUGGAACAUCAAUCCUCCUGCCCGGUCCUGGCAAAGGGCUCUGUGACCCCAGUGAGCUGCAGCUGCAGCGGGAGCAGUGCGGUCACAGCGCUCUCCCUGCCUCCAGCACUGGCUCUUCCUGAAGCUUUGGGCAAGUCUGCUUAUUUUCGCUGCCUCAGUUUCCCCUUUAGUUAUUGAAAGAGAGGAGGGGAUAGCCACAUCUGGGCUCUCACACACAGACUCUAUUUUAUAGGAUGCUCUGGGGAGUGAUGGGUGAAAGUCUGGGGACAAAACAUGAAGCCUGCUAGGAUGCUUUGGUAUCCUUGCCAUCGGGUAUUCCUCAGUGGCACCCUAAAAUGCCUCAGCUACAUCUUCUAGCUCAAAUGUUAAAAGUAAUGUUACUUAUUCAAAGUGAGUGGGAGAGCUCCAUUCUUCUGAGAUUUCUUCUGGCCUCCAACCACUACCGCUCUUGAAAGCAGCUGCCUUCUGGGGGAGAGCGGCUCCUCUCCUGGAUGUUGACUCAGUGUCUGGUUCUGCUCCUUGCCUGAGAUAAUGUUGCUGUUCCCUGCAAAGCUGAAAUUUUCUUGUAGUAGGAUGCAGAAAGCUGCCACUGGCCAUGUGUGGGUCUUGAGAGGCUGCAGGGACUGGUCUCGUGCAAGUCCCCAUCCUGUAUUCAGGAGUCCUCCCAUGAUGAGUGGAGCUAAAUCACACUCGGUGGGGGCCUGGGACAGGAUGCCUUUGGUGUGUUGGAGUCCUCUGGGAAAAAUCGAGUGAAAUGAUGUGAUCUGAAGUUGCAGACAGCCCAAUGUCCAUCUCCCAGAUGAAGGCAAGGCAGGGACAGUGACUCCCUCUCAUUUUUGACUCGUUCUUCCAGCUGCACCCCUUUGGCCCAACUCUUUCUUCUUUUGCUUGCUAUUUUGCCAUUUAAUUUCCAGCAAUGUUACCUGCCAGAGUAACACCCACCUGAGACUCUCCUUUCCAUGCCCUGGCAGGAUGCGGCCUCUCUGCCACUUGGGUGGCCCCAAAAGCCUCUUGACCCUCUCCCAUUUGUACCAGCCCUUCAGUGAGCAAGGGAGAGCACUGGGCUUCUUCAGUCAAGAAGCUCCUUUGAGCAGGGAGAAGGAUCAAAUCCUUUAUCUCAAGCACUCCAAGGAUCUAAUUCUUACUGUUUCUUACCUCAUUUGCCUGCUGAACGGUUGUUUCCCAUCGUUCUUGUCCUUGUUUUUUUUUUCUUUUUUUUCUUCCUUUUUUUUUUUUUUUUUUUUUUUUUGCCUUCAAAACUAGUAUGGUCACUGCGUGCCUCUGUCCUAGACCCAGGGUGAGCUGCUGCUUGGAGGCAGUAUUACAUACGGUGAGUUUUGCCAGAGAGCCACCUCUCCCCCUUCUUCCUCCAGCCGUGCAGCCCAGCAGCUCUUCCUCCUCUCCACAACUAGCCUUGCCCUAGAGCAGGGUGCUUGGGAGAGGGCAUCUUUCCCUUUUGUGCCCAUCUCUCCGUUCCUCUGCGCCCUGCUUUACAUGGCUGGAGUUUGUCCCAUCGCCUGGCUGUGGGCAACGGGGAAUUUGUAGCAUAACCUAAGCUACUUGGCCGUGUUCCCCAGGCGUCACCACGGCGCUCUGUUGCCUUCCUCUGCUCGCACCCGUUUUUGCUGCGCAGAACCUGGCUGCAGGGCUGCAAGGAAACCCCCAGAGUAAGAGUCUUCAGGCCUCUUGGAAACGGCCUCCCUUGUGGAGCAAGGAAUAACAGCUCUGCCAAGGAAAGGAGGAGGUUUUCCAAAUCGAACAGUGAGCAGGAUCACAAACUCCUCCUGCCUCUUCCAGGGACUGGAUCCUCCCAGGUUCCUUGUGAUCUGGGCCCGGGACUGGUAGGAAAACUAGCCCCGUUGCAGUUGUGCUUUUGCCUUGUGGCUCUUUCCUCCUCGUGUCCCGUAGCUAGGAACGAGCUGAUAGAGGAGGUCCAGCUGGGAGCUGCCCUCCCGGAGUGGCCUGGGCAUAACUAACGGGAAUAGCGGCUUGGGGUACAGCUGUCCAGCUUCCCUUGCCGUGGCAGCACGCGACUGCUGCCUGGUGAAAGGGCUGCGAAUGAGGAAGGGAUGGGUGCACGGUGACUUUGCUGGGGCAAGGCUAUAACUCAGAGCAUCAGCUUCACCCCAGAUCCAGCCCACCCACCUGCACGCAUGAGGGUGCCGGCAGCUGGCACCUCUGGCCCGUGGCUGCUCAUCGCUCGCACCCUCUGCAGAGAUGUCUUUCAAAUGCCAGCUGGCUGGUGUCAGGGCUAGACCCAUGCAGAUGGGCAAGGACCUGCGAAAUCAUUGAGCUUGUGCCGGCGUGAGAGCAGAGCGUGAGCGUUGGGAGCGCAGAAGUCGGGGUUUCUGCCCGCUCGCUGGGUAGCUUCCCCGAUUCCUGCCCAAACCUCGAUGGUGGCAGCUUGGUUUUUCUGAGGAGUUCCUGCGCUCUGCAGGCUGUGCACGCAUGGGGCCAGGUCAGAACUGGGGCAUUUCAUAUUUAGGCAAAGUGCAUGCAUUAACCUUGGAGGUGAACGUGCUCUAGGAGGAAAUUUUGGUUUUCAGUGGAAAUCCUUCCUCUCCUCUCCCUCCACGCUGGGCUCAGAUGGAGCCCGGCAGAGGUUAGCAGCAAUCCCGCUGGCUUUAAAGAAAUGAGGGCCGCUUCCCAUGGCUGGGCUUGGGGACAGAGCUACUGCCCCCAGCAAGGGAAUCGGGGCUGCCUCCGUCGGCUCGAGGGCAUCGCAGCGGCCGAGGGAAGCCCCAGAGUCGGAGCAUGUUUGAAUGUGGCUUAGUUUCUUCUUAGUUUCUUUCUUUUUUUUAUUAUUUUUAUUUUUUUAUUUUUUUUCAUCUCUAGACAAACCGGCCCUCCCAAACCCCCAGACAACCAUGUUCCAUGACCGUGUGUGUCUGCGUGCACACCCGUGUAUGCUGGGCUUGUUUUUUUUUUUUUUUUUUUCCAAGCAUAGUUUUCUAAAUCAAAUCCAGAUGUGUACAGCUGCUGUCCCUCGAGGAUCCCCUCCAUCAGCCAAAUUGCAGACCAUUCAAAUAUAUGCAAACAAAAACAUGUUUAUUUUUACCGGCUCUGUAGGAAGUAAAAUGAAGCGGGGAGGGCAGCCAGGGGCGAGUUUGCUAAGGGAAUAGAGAGAGAGAGAGAGAGAAAGCAAACGCCCCCUCUUAGCUGCCCUCAGCACGGAGCAGGCAUUGCUUAAACUGAGAAACCUCAUCUGAGAGAUGAAAACGUACAGAAAAAGGAAAAACUAUCAUUCCAAAGUGACAGAGGGAUGAAAAAUGCAGUGUGCAUGAGCAGAAAGGUCUCGGACAGGUCUUGGCUCCGAGCGUGGCUCUCUCGCACGCCCGUGCACAUGCGUGCGCAGCUGCUCCCUGUUACGGCACAGGCAUCUGGUUUGCAUCCAGGCUGGUCGCAGCCAACUGGGGAUUCAUUUAUCAGCUCUUCCCACUGGGCCCCGCUCACCGGAGCACGGCGUUUCGCCUCCCCGAGCAGCCCCUCCGGGCCCUGGUGCGGCCGCGCCGCGAUGGGGCCGCUGCCCGCGCGUGCCCGCGGCUCGGCUUUGCCGUCCGCGGUGGCGGCGGGUAGGAACCAACUUGCAGAACGAUCCCUCCCCAAACUCCCGGGCGAGCAGCAGCUCGAGGCACUGUGGCGGCUCAGCCGGAGCGACUGCAACGCUGCUCUUAGCUCUGCUCGCCCUCGCACGCGCCCCGGGAGGCCACGCUGUCACCAAGGAGGGAUCUGGCCUCUCUGCUCCAGGGAGGUUUGGUGCCCUGCAGCAGUGGAAGGGCCAGGCGGGGACCAGUGUCCGGGGUAGGAACAUCUCUGAAGCUCCUGGCCAGUCCCAGGGUGGACGCUGAGUCAACGGGGUGGGAUUGGGCUGAGCACAGGUAUCCUCGGGGUAGAGUCUAGACCCAGCUCUCCCUAGGGACCCCGGCUCGGAUCGGCUCGCGUUGGCCCAUCCGAAGGUCAACGCCGCGCGUGGUCCGGUGGAGCUCAGCGCUGCAGGGAGAGCGAAGCGUUAGGCGCAGGCUGAGGCAAAGACCUGACCCCUCUCCGCCUAGACUUACAGCUAGCACGUAAAAUAUAUAUAUCUCCAUAUAUACGUAUAAAUCUAGAGAAAUAUUCUGAAGCCACCAGAGACGUUUGGACAAGGAGCCCUUAAGGACCUUGCGCCACCUCCGCCGCCUUCGCUCACGGUGGUCCCGGAUCCCGCGGCCGGGCUAGCCGAACUCGCGGGCCGGCGGGGAAGCGCUGCCGCGUUUCUGCCGCGUUGGCUCCCCGCGAGCCGGUCGGGGGGCUCUCGGCGUCCCUCCGCUCCCCGGGGACGCCCUCAGUGGCUUCGGGGGGCACCGGGGCUCGGCCUUCCCUGCCCGCCGCCGUUGGAAAUCGCCCCGUCGUGCUGGCGUCGGCGCGAGGACCGUCGCCGGCGGCAGCGGAAAGGAAGGCAGAUGCUGGUGAGGAAGGGGGAGGAAAAAUAUUAACUAAGCUCGGGCCGACUUAGCAGAGAGAGAGGGAUAAAAUUACCCGCGUGGGCCUGACCUGUUUAACAGACUGUGCCGCUAACUAUUUUCCAUAGCCGAAGUUGUCUCUGAUCGUUAGUACGUCUCCAGCCGGUCCCACAGCGACCCGCGGACGUGAGCCAGCGUGGUCCGAUGUAACUCUGUGUCUUUACUGUUAGCGAUGCUGCUGCGGAUGCUGUUCAUGUACGUGUUCCUCGGCGCUUCCGUGCUGGUUUUAUACAUGCCGUUUCGUGUACCAUGGAUGUAACUGUUUUUCUUUUUGUAGGUUUUUAGUAUGUUUGUAACCGGACAGAAUGGUGUUAUUAAACUGAAACUUGUAUCUUCGGUGGAUAAAUCGCUCAAACCGCU